GGGCGGGGGCGCGCGCCCCGAGGAAGGCAAACGGGACCCAAGUCUUGGAGCAGCGGGACAUUGGGAGGGGCCGCUGGCCGCCCCCUUCUCCUACUUGGCCCCAAGGAAAGAUUCUUACCCUCUUCCGACCCAAAUACCACUCCCGUUGACAAUCACUUCGACUCUUGGAGAGAAAGGGACGACCACCAGGGGUGGUUUCAGCUUUGGCCCCAUCCUCUCUGAUUCCUGGCCCAGGUCGGUUGCCAUAGUAAUCCUUCCCCAGCCUAGACUCCCCCCCCCCUUUCACCUUUGUGGUUAUGGAGCCGCACACCUCUCCUGUCCCUGCACCCGGAGGAGGUUGCUAAGGUAACCUAAGUCCCUGGCGGGUCCUUUUACUCCUGCCAACACUGAUCAUUAUGGCAACCCUCCUCACCUAGCCCUCAGGUAGAAAGGACCCCAGCCCCAAAUAAACUGCUCACCCAGAAGCAUCUCUUCCCCCCCCAGCACCUCCCCCAUAGCCCAGUCUGUUGGCAUUACUAUGGUAACCAUCAUCCCCCCCACUUUCCAUACUGGGAGGCCCAUGGGCCAAGCCAACCAGGUGUUUUUAUUUAGAGGAGAUGCUCUGAAGAACAGUUACUAUGGUUACAGGGCCUGGACCAUUUCCAGCGAGCAGUGCAGCUGAACUGGGCAGGAACUGUCCCCCUGGAGUCCCCCCAGCCAGGAACCUAGGAGCCACAGGCUCUCCAUUGUAACAAUUCAAGACCCUCAUUCAUUCAACCCACAUUUAUUGAGCACCUGCUGUGUGCCAGUUACUGAAUGCUGUGCUGGGGAGACGUCAGGAAAUAAAACAGGAUGCCCAGAGGCCCCCCUAGGGCCUGAGUUCGGCCCCAUGCGGCUCACCCGCUGUCAGGCUGCCUUGGCAGCCGCCAUCACCCUCAACCUUCUGGUCCUCUUCUAUGUCUCGUGGCUGCAGCACCAGCCCAGGAACUCCCGGGCCCGGGGUCCCCGCCGUGGGUCUGCCGCCGGCCCCCGCGUCACUGUCUUGGUGCGGGAGUUCGAGGCCUUUGACAACGCUGUGCCCGAGCUGGUGGACUCCUUCCUGCAGCAGGACCCAGCCCAGCCGGUAGUGGUGGCGGCGGACACGCUCCCCUACCCGCCCCUGGCCCUGCCCCGCAUCCCCAACGUUCGCCUGGCGCUGCUCCAGCCCGCCCUGGACCGGCCCGCCGCUGCCGCGCGCCCCGAGACCUACGUGGCCACCGAGUUCGUGGCCCUGGUGCCCGACGGGGCCAGGGCCGAGGCCCCGGGCCAGCUGGAGCACAUGGUGGAGGCGCUCCAGGCGGGAGGCGCACGCCUGGUGGCCGCCCCCGUCGCCACGGCCAAUCCUGCCCGGUGCCUGGCCCUGAACGUCAGCCUACGGGAGUGGACGGCCCGCUACAGCUCCGCUCCCGCCGCCUCCCGCUGCGACGCCCUGGACGGGGACGCUGUGGUGCUCCUGCGCGCCCGCGACCUCUUCAACCUCUCGGCGCCCCUGGCCCGGCCGGUGGGCACCAGCCUCUUCCUCCAGACGGCCCGGCGCGGCUGGGCGGUGCAACUGCUGGAGCCGCCCUUCGCGCCCGCGCGCCAGCCCCCGCUGGCCUCGGCCCACGCGCGCUGGAAAGCGGAGCGCGAGGCGCGGGCGCGAAGAGCCGCGGUGCUGCGGGCGCUGGGCAUCCGCCUGGUGAGCUGGGAGGGCGGGCGGCUCGAGUGGUUCGGCUGCAGCAAGGAGACCACGCGAUGCUUUGGCACCGUGGUGGGCGACACGCCCGCCUACCUCUACGAGGAGCGCUGGACGCCCCCGUGCUGCCUGCGCGCGCUGCGGGAGACUGCCCGCUAUGUGGUCGGCGUGCUGGAGGCGGCCGGCGUGCGCUACUGGCUGGAGGGCGGCUCGCUGCUGGGGGCUGCCCGCCACGGGGACAUCAUCCCGUGGGACUACGACGUGGACCUGGGCAUCUACCUGGAGGACGUGGGCAACUGCGAGCAGCUGCGGGGGGCCGAGGCGGGCUCAGUGGUGGACGAGCGCGGCUUCGUGUGGGAGAAGGCGGUGGAGGGCGACUUCUUCCGCGUGCAGUACAGCGAGAGCAACCACCUGCACGUGGACCUGUGGCCCUUCUACCCCCGCAACGGCGUCAUGACCAAGGACACGUGGCUGGACCACCGGCAGGACGUCGAGUUCCCCGAGCACUUCCUGCAGCCUCUCGUGCCCCUGCCCUUUGCCGGCUUCGUGGCCCAGGCGCCUAACAACUACCGCCGCUUCCUGGAGCUCAAGUUUGGCCCCGGGGUCAUCGAGAACCCUGAGUACCCCAACCCGGCCCUCCUGAGCUUGGCAGGAGGCGGCUGACACCCUGACGCCCGCGGUGGAGUCGGGGGGAAUAUUUGCGCACGGGAAGCUAUACUUUGUCUUUGGGAAUCUGCUGUCUAGGUAGAGAAACUUUAUUUGAUGUGGGGGUGGGGAGGGGAGGGGAGGGAGCGGAGAAUGAAACUGACCGAGAAGGAAAUGCAGACAUUAAAGAGGAAGAACGAGAGAGAGCAGACUGGCUCCGCAGGAGGAGAAGACCAGGUCAAGGAUGUGAAAGCAGCACCCGGAGUCUCAAAUGGAGAGGUCUGGCCACCCCCAACCCGUGGGUGAUGGAUGCCUGUGGGGACAUCCUUCUUCCACCCAGUAGUUGGGGGUGCCGCCGGCAUUUGGGGAACCGGGUCAGGGGUGCCAAGGCGUCCAGGGCCCGGCACAGUUCCGCACAUCAAAGUUGUGCCAGGCCCAAGAUGCCAAGGAGCCCUGGGUCAGGAGCCCGGAGUAAUAAAUAAUUCCGCCCUUGGGUUUUGGGAAGAAUGUACAUCCUGAGGCCGGGCUGCCAGGAUUCAGAUGCUCUCUGCCACUCGCUAGUUAGGUAGGCUGUAUUUUCUCUGUGCCUCGGUUUCCUCCAGGAUUCUCUGCGCGCUCUCGGAGUCUCGGACACGAGCCCCCAAGACCCGUGGCCGCUGGGAUAGUUUUGGCCACUAGAGGGCGCCCCCGCCCCGCUCCUGGUGGCCGCCGGGUAUCCGGAGCCCGAGGUCUCUCUCAGCCCCUGCGGGAGGCGGGGCAGCGACGACCUUCGUCCCUCCUUCCUCGGUGGAAAGCGGAAUGCGACCUGCUUCCCUCCUCAGAGAGCCCUGUGAGCUGCAUGCCGCUCUUAACCCCAUCUUGCAGAGGGGGGAGCAGGCUUAGUGCGGGGUUACCUCCCAGGGGUGCCGCUGUGCUUAGGAGCCGGCUCCACUCCUUGCUGACUGUUAACCUCCAAAUUUCAAUGGUGCACGGGCGAGGCGGGGUCCACGAUAGUUACAGCUCACGUGUACUGAAUGCUUACUGUGCAGCAGGCAUCGUCCUCUGCUUUACACGGAUUCUUGAAUUAUCCCUCACCUCCGACCGGCUAGAUGCUACUUCCAUUUUACAGAUGAGGAAACUGAGGCCAGAAUGGUGAAGUCGCCUGCCCAAGGUCAGGAGCUUUGAAAGUGGCCACACUCAACUUAUCCGCCGUGCCCCUCAUAAUGGGACCGGGGAAGAGCUUUUGGAACAACUCGGUGGAUGAAAGUAGUGGCAUCUUUCUUUUUGAUCAUGUACCUAAGAGUAAAUACUGUUUGAACAUGAACCCUCUAAUAUGUGUAUAUUUAUUUGUAAAUUAUAUACAUGUACUAUUAUCAGUCUGUGUAUUAGUAAUAAGGCUUAAAUUAUUCUGCGUUAAAAUAAUAAUAUAAUAAAUAUGAAUAGAGGUUUUUCUGCCUCAUCCCGACGACUUGUCUGGCAUACACCCUGUGUGUGUUUACCUGGCUCUUAAGACCACAGGUCAAAAACACAGGCUCUGAAGUGAGAGGGGCCUGGGUUCAAACCCCAUCGCUUCCUCCUGCCCCACCUGGGUCCGCAGGGGUCCAGGAUCUCGCGCCUCCGCUUGGCAUCUGGGAAAGGGCGGUAAUGAGAGCGCCGGCCCCACGGGGGCGCCGUGAGGCACUUAGCUGGGAAGGGCGGGGGAGGCAGCGCUGGAGUUGAAUCCUGGCUU
Choloepus didactylus (southern two-toed sloth) is the source of this 4046-nucleotide messenger RNA. It is a transcript of the gene FKRP, whose product is annotated as fukutin related protein. The transcript is spliced from 4 exons. Gene Ontology annotation, biological process: protein O-linked glycosylation via mannose. The record is from RefSeq and is a predicted model, not a curated record. Gene Ontology annotation, cellular component: Golgi apparatus. NCBI's taxonomy places the organism in Eukaryota, Metazoa, Chordata, Mammalia, Pilosa, Megalonychidae. The coding region runs from base 869 to 2356 and encodes 495 amino acids.